CAGUCCAGCUAGAAAGCCGUUUAUUGUUCUCGCUCGCGCCAUCGACCGUUUGUUUCGGGUUUUCCAAACUUUUCCACCGUCCUAAUUGUUCGGUUCCGAAAUGACCACCACGGAUCGCGUGUACGCGCUGGACGAUCUUCCCCAGCUGAUAGAGGGUGUCAGCUCGGAGCACGUCGUCGGAGUCACACAGUCCAUCGUCAGUAUGAUGUCCCAUCCGGCCUACGGGAAGAAAUAUCACUGGAGCAAGUCGGACUUCGAGCUUGGUUGUGCCCUCGGGCGAGGAAAAUUCGGUCGGGUGUAUUUGGCUCGCGAGAAGCACAGCAAGUUUAUGGUGGCUAUGAAGGUAAUGUUCAAAUCGGAACUGGUUAAGGGACGGGUAGAGAAGCAGUUGCUGCGUGAGGUUGAAAUUCAAUCUCGAUUGAAGCAUCCUCACAUUCUGCGAUUGUACACUUGGUUUCACGACGAUAGGCGAAUCUAUUUGGCACUGGAGUUGGCCUCGCAGGGUGAAUUGUACAAACAUUUGAAGGCGUCACCUAAUGGACGGUUUAAUGAAAAACGAGCAGCGAAAUACACCUAUCAGGUGGCGGACGCUCUUAACUAUUGUCACGCUAAUAAUGUUAUUCAUCGUGAUCUCAAACCGGAGAACAUUCUUCUGACGGACGAUGACAACGUUAAGCUGGCGGAUUUCGGUUGGUCUGCUCAUACUAACUCAAACCGACGCAAAACUAUGUGCGGUACGCUCGACUAUUUGCCCCCGGAGAUGGUGGAUGGCAAGAUCUACGAUGACUCGGUGGAUCAGUGGUGCCUUGGUAUUCUGUGCUAUGAGUUUCUAGUUGGCUAUCCUCCGUUUGAGUCGGAAACUACUGAAGCCACGUACGAUCGGAUUCGGCGGCUUGAGGUGGACUAUCCGCGGCAUAUGAGUGUGGGCGCGAAGGAUUUGAUUUCCAAAUUGCUGCGGAAACCGAGCAACUCCCGCAUCACGCUGGUGGAUGUUAUGAAACACUUUUGGAUUAAGGAGAGUAUGGCGAAUUGAUGCCCCAGCGAGUGUUUUUUAAUUUGUGUAAAGGUCUGAUAUUUAAAAUAUAUUUCAAAUCAAGUUCAA
Messenger RNA from Wyeomyia smithii (pitcher-plant mosquito), 1102 nucleotides. It is a transcript of the gene aurB, whose product is annotated as aurora kinase B. Gene Ontology annotation, molecular function: ATP binding; protein kinase activity. NCBI's taxonomy places the organism in Eukaryota, Metazoa, Arthropoda, Insecta, Diptera, Culicidae. The record is from RefSeq and is a predicted model, not a curated record. The coding region runs from base 101 to 1033 and encodes 310 amino acids. Gene Ontology annotation, cellular component: spindle midzone; spindle microtubule; spindle pole centrosome. Gene Ontology annotation, biological process: protein phosphorylation; mitotic spindle organization; regulation of cytokinesis. The transcript is spliced from 2 exons.